Messenger RNA from Ilyonectria robusta, 2241 nucleotides. Its product is annotated as family 66 glycosyltransferase. Lineage: Eukaryota; Fungi; Ascomycota; Sordariomycetes; Hypocreales; Nectriaceae. Gene Ontology annotation, biological process: post-translational protein modification. The transcript is spliced from 5 exons. The coding region runs from base 1 to 2241 and encodes 746 amino acids. Gene Ontology annotation, molecular function: dolichyl-diphosphooligosaccharide-protein glycotransferase activity. The record is from RefSeq and is a predicted model, not a curated record. Gene Ontology annotation, cellular component: membrane.
AUGACGGCCAAAUCCCAGGAUCUCCUCGAAGGAGUGACGGCGCCCAAAGUGAGAACAUUGCUCCGAGUUGUCAUCCUCUUUUUCAUUGCUGGUGCUGCCAUUUCCAGCCGUCUCUUCUCCGUUAUUCGUUUCGAGAGUAUUAUCCACGAGUUUGACCCGUGGUUCAACUUCCGAGCGACGAAAUACCUUGUUGCCAAUGGAUUCUACAAGUUCUGGGAUUGGUUUGAUGAUCGCACAUGGCAUCCUCUCGGUCGGGUUACCGGAGGUACCCUCUAUCCCGGUCUGAUGGUCACCAGCGGUGCCAUCUACCAUGCUCUUCGCGCCCUCACCAUCCCCGUCGACAUCAGGAACAUUUGCGUCCUUCUCGCGCCCGCCUUCUCCGGCCUCACGGCAUACGCGACCUACCUUCUGACCAACGAGAUGACCACUUCGCCCUCGGCUGGUCUCCUUGCUGCCAUCUUCAUGGGUAUUGCGCCUGGUUACAUCUCGCGAUCCGUCGCUGGCAGCUACGACAACGAAGCCAUUGCCAUCUUCCUGCUCGUCUUCACCUUCUUCCUGUGGAUUAAGGCUCUCAAGCUCGGAUCGAUGCUCUGGGGUGCGCUGUGUGCGCUCUUCUACGGUUACAUGGUGGCCUCGUGGGGUGGCUAUGCCUUCAUUACCUGUCUCCUGCCGAUGCACGCCCUUGUCCUUAUCUGCAUGGGUCGAUACAGCACUCGACUCUACGUCAGCUACACGACAUGGUACGCCCUCGGCACGCUGGCCAGCAUGCAGAUUCCUUUCGUCGGUUUCCUCCCUGUUAAGACCAGCGAGCACAUGCCGGCAUUGGGCAUCUUCGGCUUCCUCCAGCUCAUUGGCUUCAUUCAAUUCGUGCGAUCCGCAAUCUCUGGACGACAGUUCCAGACUUUCCUUGUUACUCUCCUCGUGGCGACGUUCGGCCUGGGUCUCGCCGGCCUGGUCGCCUUGACCUCCCUUGGAUACAUCGCUCCCUGGGGUGGUCGAUUCUACUCUCUCUGGGACACCGGCUACGCCAAGAUCCACAUUCCCAUUAUUGCCUCCGUCUCCGAACACCAGCCGACCGCCUGGCCCUCGUUCUUCUUCGACCUGAACUUCCUUAUCUGGCUCUUCCCCGCCGGUGUCUAUCUGUGCUUCCAGAACCUCAGAGAUGAGCAUGUCUUCAUCGUGGUUUAUGCCAUGUUUGGAAGCUACUUCGCUGGUGUCAUGGUCCGUCUCAUGCUGACCUUGACUCCCGUGGUCUGUGUCGCCGCCGCCAUCGCCGUGUCGCAAAUCCUGGACACCUACCUGUCCUUGAAAGCCCCCGAGGUUGAAGAGACUCCUGCCGCCGGCACUGACGGCUCUUCCAAGAAGGCAAAGGGCGGCCUCAGGGCUACGGAGAAGCCCAACGUUGGCAUCUUCAACAACCUCUCCAAGGUUGUUGUCACUGGUGCCAUGACCAUUUACCUGCUCAUGUUCGUUACCCACUGCACCUGGGUUACCUCUAACGCUUACUCCUCGCCCUCCGUGGUCUUGGCGAGCCGAUUACCUGACGGUAGCCAGCACAUCAUUGAUGACUACCGAGAGGCCUACCAAUGGCUCCGCCAGAACACCAAGGAGGAUGCCAAGAUCAUGUCUUGGUGGGAUUACGGCUACCAGAUUGGUGGCAUGGCUGACAGACCCACCUUGGUUGACAACAACACUUGGAACAACACCCAUAUUGCGACUGUCGGCAAGGCCAUGAGCUCCCGCGAGGAGGUCAGCUACCCUAUCAUGCGACAGCACGAAGUCGACUACGUUCUGGUCGUCUUUGGUGGUCUCCUGGGUUACUCUGGAGACGAUAUCAACAAGUUCCUCUGGAUGGUCCGUAUCGCUGAGGGUAUCUGGCCUGAUGAGGUCAAGGAGCGUGAUUUCUUUACCGCUCGUGGCGAGUACAAGGUCGAUGGCGAUGCCACCGAGACCAUGAAGAACAGCUUGAUGUACAAGAUGUCGUACUACAACUACAACACCCUCUUCCCCUCGGGUCAGGCUGUUGACCGAGUUCGUGGCGUUCGUAUGCCAGAUCAGGGUCCCGUUCUCAACACUGUUGAGGAGGCCUUCACCAGUGAGAACUGGAUCAUCCGCAUCUACAAGGUCAAGGACCUCGAUAACGUUCUGCGUGACCACUCGGCCGCCGCUGCAUUUGAGCGAGGCCAAAAGAAGAAGAAGACUCAGAAGAAGAGGGGCGCUCGCGUCCUCCGCGUUGACUAA